GCACGCAUGCGUGUGCGCGUGCGCGUCGCCACUGUCUUCUGUGGGUUGGCUGGUUAUUUUGCAAGCGGGAGGGGCCGUGCGCGCUCUUGCCUCAGGCCUCUGUCCCCCACCCCCUUCGCCGGUACCGGUCUCUUCUUCGGAAAGAUGUCGGACACGGCAGUGGCUGACACUCGGCGCCUUAAUUCGAAGCCUCAGGACCUGACCGAUGCUUAUGGGCCACCAAGUAACUUCCUGGAGAUAGACAUCUUUAAUCCUCAGACGGUGGGCGUGGGCCGCGCGCGCUUCACCACCUAUGAAGUUCGCAUGCGGACAAACUUACCUAUCUUCAAGCUGAAAGAAUCCUGUGUACGGCGACGCUACAGUGACUUUGAGUGGUUGAAAAAUGAACUGGAGCGAGAUAGUAAGAUUGUAGUACCACCAUUGCCUGGAAAAGCCCUGAAGCGGCAGCUCCCUUUCCGAGGAGAUGAAGGGAUCUUUGAGGAAUCUUUUAUUGAAGAAAGGAGGCAGGGCCUCGAACAGUUUAUUAACAAAAUUGCUGGGCACCCACUGGCUCAGAAUGAACGCUGUCUACACAUGUUCCUGCAGGAGGAGGCAAUUGAUAGGAACUACGUCCCUGGGAAGGUCCUUGGGGAAAAGGAUUGCUGAUUCUGGUGUGAUUCUGGUCAGAGAGAUCAGGCUUAGAUUUUGACAUGGGUCUUGGAGCCCAUCUCAGUGUUGAAGAUCCUUGAGAUAGAUUAGCUCUCUAGCUGCUGAGCCCAUGCUGGGGGCUGAGAAGCCCCUUUCCCACCUCACCAGUGUCUGUGUCCUUGCUGCCUUUUGAUUUGUAUCCUCUGUUACAGAUAUUUUUUUUUUAAUAUUUCUUCUUUCAUUGUGCACAAGUGCUGAGACUCUGAGGCCCCACUUCUGCUGUGUAUAUAUCCUGACUUGGGGCUUUUAUUCAGCAAAAUGUUCAUUCUUCUGUCAGACAAUGUCAUAUUCAACUCUGUUCAUAUUAAACCACUGUGAAGCAA
Messenger RNA from Phodopus roborovskii (desert hamster), 1010 nucleotides. It is a transcript of the gene Snx12, whose product is annotated as sorting nexin 12. Gene Ontology annotation, molecular function: phosphatidylinositol-3-phosphate binding. Gene Ontology annotation, biological process: endocytic recycling; late endosome to Golgi transport. Gene Ontology annotation, cellular component: early endosome membrane; retromer complex. Lineage: Eukaryota; Metazoa; Chordata; Mammalia; Rodentia; Cricetidae. The record is from RefSeq and is a predicted model, not a curated record. The transcript is spliced from 5 exons. Bases 7 to 645 code for a protein of 212 amino acids.